CUCAUUAGCAUUUGCACACCUUGCUCACCUGCUGCGGCCGAGCGCAGCUCAUUUGGUUCAAAAUUACAACACAUUUCCACCGUAGUAGAGAAUUUUUAAUCAUUAGGGGGCAAUUAAUCCUUGGAAUGUCCGAGAAGGCUCCUCUUCACAAUUAUCGACUCAAAACAAGCACCGAUCCGGAGUCGAAGGAUGAGGCCGCAAACAGUCGGCCCAAGCACGGCGGAGACCGUGGCGGUAGUGGGUUCGUCUCCAAAACUGAUAGAAAGCUCGGCGUAGUUUUCGGAGUUGUUAUUCCGACGUUGCUGUCAAUGUUUAGUGUCGUCGUCUUCCUGCGAAUUGGAUUUAUUGUGGGUCAAGCAGGCCUGUACCAGACCUUCGCCAUGUUCUUGGUGGCCUACAUCAUCAUCACAAUGACAGUCUUUUCCAUCUGCGCCAUCUCAACUAAUGGAGCCUUGGAUGCAGGAGGUGCCUACUACAUGAUCAGUCGAGCGCUGGGUCCGGAGUUUGGGGGCAGCAUUGGAAUCAUGUUUUUCUUUGCCAACGUAUGCGGUAGUGCUCUCUACAUUUUAGGUCUGGUUGAAGCAAUCAUGUCUGCUUUUGGCAUCCCUGAAGCGUCAGAGCCCGCGCCGGUUUUUGGAGCCUCCCAUCGGGUGCUGCCCUCAGGAUACUGGUGGUCUUUGCUUUAUGGCACUGCGCUGCUUUUAAUUUGUUUCUUUGUUUGCUUGAUAGGCGCCCACAUCUACGCCAAAGCCACUUUUGUCAUCUUCGUCAUCGUCACAACUGCCCUGGCAUCCAUCUUUGGCAGCUUCUUCACUGUGGAUCCCAGGAUUGUCAUGCUUCCAGAUUCCUCCUUUAUGAACGCUUCCACUCAGAUCACUGCCAACUAUACCGGCCUCCGAGUACAUACCUUGGAGGGCAACCUAUGGGCUAGUUACACUGUCGACUACACCACUGGAACCAUGAUGAGCUUUGCCACCGUUUUUGCAGUGAUGUUCAACGGUUGCACUGGAAUCAUGGCUGGAUCCAACAUGUCAGGUGACUUGAAGAACCCCAGUUUUUCCAUCCCCAGAGGAACCUUGGCGGCGGUUUUUACAACAUUUGUCACAUACAACAUGCUAAGUCUGCUGGCUGCGUCAUCUUGUGAGCGUGCCAUUCUCCAGAGAGACUACAGUUUCCUUGGAGCCAUCAACGUUUGGCCGCCUCUGGUCACAGUUGGUAUCUACUCGUCGGCCAUGUCCGCCGCCAUGAGCAACCUAAUCGGAGCCUCCAGAGUCCUGUAUGCGUUAUCUAAAGAUGACUUGUUCGGCGGUGUCUUGGCUCUGGCAAGGAAGACGUCCCGCAGUGGCAACCCCUGGGCCUCGGUGCUUGCCUCUUGGUUGCUUGUCCAGAUGGUGCUGUUUGCUGGGAAAUUGAACACCAUUGCCGGAAUUGUGACCAUCUUCUUUUUGUUGGUGUAUGCCACCGUCAACCUUGCCUGUUUGGCUCUGGAGUGGGCAUCUGCGCCAAACUUCAGGCCUUCCUUCCGUUGUUUCACGUGGCACACCUGUUCCCUGGGCAUCCUUGGCUGCCUCGUCAUGAUGUUCCUCAUCAAUGCCAUCUAUGCUUUUGCCAGCAUCGCAUUUAUGCUGCUCCUCCUAAUGCUCAUUCAUUAUCUUGGCCCCAUCAGUAACUGGGGCUACAUCAGCCAGGCUCUCAUCUUCCAUCAGGUCCGCAAGUACUUAUUGAUGCUGGAUGUGCGCAAGGACCACGUCAAGUUCUGGAGGCCUCAAGUGCUCCUAAUGGUGGCCAACCCCCGUAGUUGUGUGGGCCUGAUAACUUUCACUAAUGACCUGAAGAAGAGUGGCCUCUAUGUACUGGGUCAUGUCAAACUGGGAUUGCUAGACGAGAGGCCGUCUGAUCCUCUGCAGAGCUGUUACGACUCCUGGCUGUCGUUGGUGGACCAUUUGAACGUCAAAGCUUUUGUUAACCUCACAUUAGCCGACUCUGUUCGACAUGGAGUUCAGCACCUUCUUUUCAUCACAGGCUUUGGUGGGAUGAGGCCGAACACUCUUGUCUUAGGUUUCUACGAUGACUGCCCCCCUCAAGACCACCUCCAAGACAAAGUUAUUUUACCUCCAGACCACAGCUUGGAUGCAGUGUGUCCCAACAAAGACCCGGGAGAACCUCCGUUCCCUUUUUUCCCAAAUGUACGUGAUACAGAUAAACCUAAAGACAUCAAGGAAGAGGAAUAUGUGUCAAUUAUUAAUGACGCUAUAAAAAUGGGCAAGAACGUAACCCUUGCACGAUACUUCAGCCAGUUCAACAGGGAAGAAGUUUUAGGAUUGGGGAAAAAGACAAAGACUCACCAAGGCACGGCGGGCCCGUUUGUAGACAUUUGGCCGCUGAAUCUGCUGCAACCUGACAUCCGCGGCUACGUGGACGUCUGCUCGCUGUUUUUGCUUCAGUUGGCUUGUGUACUUCACGAAACCCGCGCCUGGAGCCAGGCCAGGUUGCGCCUUUUCCUGUGCGUGGAGGCCGGCGGGAGUUUGCGGGACGAGGAGGCGGCCAAGCUGCGACGAAUGCUCAAGGAGCUCCGGAUGUCGGCGCAAGUUCAGACGGUGGAUUGGGACCAGGUGGUGGCGCUGCACUGGCUAAGACGAGGAAUGGAAAAAGACGAGGGGCGAGGUACGAAAACAGAUGAUGGACAUCAUGAAGCGUCUCCCAGCAAUGAGGCACAACUGACAGAUGAGUACAUCCACGCAGUCAACGAUCUGAUCCGAAGCCACGGGGCCCCCCCGCCGGCUGUGCGCUUCCUGUAUUUGCCGCACCCGCCCGCGGAUAAAAGCCGCUACGGGGCCUACCUGCGUCAGGUGGACCUGCUGAGUCAGGAUUUGGGUCCCACGUUGCUCAUCCACGGAGUCACACCAGUUAUCACAACGGACCUCUAGAGCACUUUCGCAACCUUUAUUGAGCCAGGAAACGCAGCUCACCAAUCAGUCAGUGUCAUCCAGUCAACGUUUGGAACCACUGCUUGAGAAUGUCGAUUUUUCAGCACUGCUAUUUUACUUUGGAGUCAAACGCCUGUCACUCACUUCUCAAGACGCCUCGAAGGGUUUAUGAAGAAUAUAUCAUGAGAUCAUUGGGGCUGUAUGGUGAAAUGAAAUGGAUUUGCAUGUUUUUGUGGUGGAAGGAACUAAAUGUGAAUGUUUUUAGGUUCCUCCUUCACUCGAUAUAGUAAGUACAGUUCCCACAUUGGUAUUGAUUGCGUUUUGUAUACUUGAUCGAAAAAAUAAAUUCAAGUAAUUAGUAUCUUCUUUCCUUAGAUCGUU
Messenger RNA from Hippocampus comes (tiger tail seahorse), 3308 nucleotides. Its product is annotated as solute carrier family 12 member 9-like. Gene Ontology annotation, molecular function: potassium:chloride symporter activity. Gene Ontology annotation, biological process: chloride transmembrane transport; chloride ion homeostasis; potassium ion homeostasis. NCBI's taxonomy places the organism in Eukaryota, Metazoa, Chordata, Actinopteri, Syngnathiformes, Syngnathidae. Bases 126 to 2927 code for a protein of 933 amino acids. The record is from RefSeq and is a predicted model, not a curated record. The transcript has 14 exons. Gene Ontology annotation, cellular component: membrane.